Messenger RNA from Dictyostelium discoideum AX4, 2334 nucleotides. RefSeq lists its product as hypothetical. The record is from RefSeq and is a predicted model, not a curated record. Bases 1 to 2334 code for a protein of 777 amino acids. The transcript has 3 exons. NCBI's taxonomy places the organism in Eukaryota, Evosea, Eumycetozoa, Dictyosteliales, Dictyosteliaceae.
AUGGACUAUGACUAUGAUAGUUCAGACUUACAGUAUGAUGAUCAUAAACAAAAUAGUAACUCUAAACUUGAUACAAGUUUUAGAUUGUUUAGGACAGGUACAAUGUCAUUAUUUAACAAUGUGGUAAUAGUUGAUUUCACAUAUACACCAACAUCAAUUUACUCUUGUCAAUAUACAAUCAUAGAUUUAAAUUAUAAAGUUUUAGAAACUCAAAAUAUUUUAUUCUCAAAAAGUACAAAUGAACCAUUCAAUGAUAAAAUGGAUCAAAUUAAUAAAAUGAUUUGUGAUUCAAUUGACAAAUUAAGUGGAAGGGUUUUAGUACUUUCACCACAAUCUGUUAAUAUCCCUUUAUUAAAUUUACCAAUGUCAGUUCGUAUAUUUGAUUUUCAACAAAUUGCAAAAAAAAAGAAAAUACCAUUAAAAUCAUUUGAUCAAUUUAAAGAUUAUUAUAAAAAUAAAAAACUUAAUGUUGAUUUUAAAUUUACAAUUUUAUCAUUAUUUGUGGAUCUUACAAAAAAUUUUAUUAAAAGUGAUUUUAAGUUUCCAUCCUUUAAACCAAUUUUAAUCGAUAUUAAAAGGGAAGGGUCCCUUGAAGGGUUCUUUGGACACUACAUUUUUACAAAUAUUGAAAUACCAAUUGCAAUAAAGAAUUUAAUCAACGGAUAUAGAGAUCAUCUUAGAGAGAAUAAAUUACUAUUAACACAACCAGAACUAGAAAUAAUAGACCAACAACAAGAAGAACAUCAACAACUACAACAACAAUUACAACAACAACAACAACAAUUACAACAACCACAACAAAAAUCAGAAGUACAACAAAAAUCUAUUGUUGAAAAUGAAGAAAAUCCACCAAGUGAAAUGGAAUCAUCAAUAUCAGCUCCUCCACCUAGAAGAAUUACACCAAAUGAACUUUUAGAUAAAAAAAAAAGAAUUUUAUUCUUAAAAAAUUUAAAAAAAUCACUUUUAUUGAAAAAGCAUCAACUUAAUCACAUCUCAAACCCUGAUGCUGAAAAUGAUUUUAGUGAAAUUGGUGAAACUACCCCAAAGAAAAUAAAAGUAUUAAAUCUUGAAAAAGAUAACAAUAAUAAUAAUAAUAACGAUAAAGAUAAUAUAUAUUUAGAAAAGGAUGAUUCGCCAACUAAAGAAAAUAAUAGUAACAUUGCCACUACCACCAACACCAAUCCCAAUACCAACACCAACACCAAUAUCAACACCACCACUGCCAAUAAUAAUGAAAUAGCAAAUACCGACAAUAAUGUAAAUAAUGUUAAUCAAGUAACUGAUCAAGGUGAUAUCAAAUACCAUCACCAAGAAUUAAUUAGACAAUUAACUAAACUAAUUAGAUUUGAACAAAAAUCUUUAAAAACUGAUAGCAAUAAUAAUAAUGAUAAUAAUGAUAACAUUGAUGAUAAUAACAAUAAUAUUAAUAAAAUCAGCCCAACUCCCCUCAGUACUUCCAUCAAUGAUAUUAAUAAUAAAAACAAUACUACUAAUAUUACUAGCUCAAUUCCACCCAAUAGUACUAAUAAUAAUAAUAAUAAUAAUAUGAACACAAUUCCACUUGGCACUACCAAUAAUGAUAAUAUUAUCACAAUUCCUCUCGAUACUACCAAUAAUAAUAAUAAUAAUAAUAAUAAUUUAAAUCAAAUUAACCAAAAUGAAUUUAAUCAUAAUAUUUUAUUACAAGUUCAAACCAUUUUAGAUAAAACCAUUUUAAAUCAACAAUACUUUUUAAAUGAAAUUAAUAACUUAUCUAAAAGGUUUGAUAAUAUGCAAAUUCAAUUCGACUCAAUAUAUAGCAAAAUAAAAUCAAAUAAUAAUAAUAAUAGUAUUGUUAAUAAUGGUAAUAAUAAUAAUAAUGGUAAUAAUAAUAACUCAAUAAUUGAUAUUCAGAAAAAACAAAAAGAAUUAUUAGAAAAACAAAAUAGAAUUUUAGUUUUAAAGAAUGAAUUACAAAAAUUAGAAUCUCAACAAGAACAAGUUAAACUUGAAAAUGAUAAAGAUAAAAUUAGAGAUUCAAAAGAGAGAUAUAAAUUCACAGGAAAUAAAUAUCCAAAAAAAAUUAGUAAUAAUAAUAGUAGCAGUAGUAGUAGUAGUAGUAGUAGUAGUAAUAACAUUAUUAAUAAUAAUAACCAUCAAAUUGAUCCAUACAAUACCUAUCAACAAAAACAAAAAACAUCAUUACAAAGAAGACCACCAUUCAAUAAACCAAAUACCUCAAAUGUCUUUAUUAAAACUAAAUUUAGACCAAUAAAUCAUAGUGUUAGUGCUUUACCUCAAAAAAAUACAAUCAUGUCUAGUUUCAGAAACUUUUUGAAAUCUUUUAAAAAAUAA